Molecule: messenger RNA, 2643 nt
Organism: Olea europaea var. sylvestris
Lineage: Eukaryota; Viridiplantae; Streptophyta; Magnoliopsida; Lamiales; Oleaceae
Product: B3 domain-containing protein At5g42700-like
Exons: 4
Coding region: 298-957 (219 amino acids)
Source: RefSeq, a predicted model, not a curated record
ACCUCUCGCCUCUCUUCUCCAACCGAACAAGCGAUGGCAACGGCAAUGACUACUCCCUUAGGUAGUUAGGCUGCUUCUCUACUUCUUCCCUUCCGUUCACUCUUCACUCUUUUAUAAAUCAUAACAUGUCGACCCUUUUUUCAAUCCUGACUGCACUGUCGCGUCGGCCACUUUCACGACAGUGCGUUAGUUGCACCUCCGGCCAGCCACCUACUCCCAGUAAAGGAGAAGUGAAGAUUGUUUCUCUAGCUGCUCCAACUCUUCUUAAAUCUCCAAAAUCGAAAGGAAAAGGCAAAAAUGGUGAUGUCCCAAGUGAAAUAUGAGGCCUUACACGAGCAAAGAUUGGAAGAGAACAAGAAAAGACUUGAAGAACUCAAUCUCUCUCAGCUCUCUAUCGCCCUCAAGAACUCAUCAUCUCCCAAACCCUCACUGGUAUCUCUCAAGUGCAUUUGUAGAGUUACCAAUCGGACCCGGAACCUCUCGAACCGGGUGUAUGCAUCAGAUGAAUAUAGAGAAUGUUCUAUAAAGAAAGCAGAGGAGCUUGAGUCAAGCCUAGAGUCUGACUAUCCAUCCUUUGUGAAGUCAAUGUUUCCUUCCUAUGUCACUGCUGGUUUUUGGCUGGUGGUAUUGGGGCUUCAUAGCUUAAGGAAAUCUCUUUUUGGUGUAAGUUUCCUUUUUCUUCUCUUUCUAUUUGCAUCUAUGUAUAAAAUGGCUGCUAUUUCAUUUUCGACAAAGCAAAUGCCCACAAUAAAGUUGUGCUAUUUGUUCCACCAGUGUUCUGGAAAUCUGGUGCAAACUAUUAGUUUAUUUAUGAAUUUGAAUCUCUACAUGGCUUUCUUUGAAUUAAAACUAGCCACUGCUUCAGCAAUAGCUACUGGUACUUUUUUUCUUUUUCUUUUUUCAAAUUUUCUUCAAAUUUAUUUAACCUUCAAAUGUGCAGAGGAUUAUUGUUCUUAAACAACAAUUUGGAAAAAGAGUAAUGUGCUCACUGUUGAUUAGUAAUCUUUCACACUUCCUGCAUCUUUUUCUUCUAUCAUUGAUUUAACCAAAUUUUGACACAUACUACUGGACUUGGUUACUUUAUCAAGCUUGAGUAUAAAUCAUAUUAAUUAUAACCACAUCAUAGAUAAUUCAGAAUGGAAUGGACCACCAUAGUUGUGGCCAAGUGCCUGGCAUAGGGUAUUUCCAAAUUUUGGGGAAGCACUGAGUACUGAAGUGCAUUAUCCUACUUGACAUAUUGGUGUUUCAUGCAGUCAUGCUUUGCUAAUAUUAUGUGUAUUUUGUUGGCCCAUCUUCUUUAUGAUUUUUUUAUUUUGGAACUUCCUUGUUCGUCUGCAUACACUCUGUGCCCUUCCAAAAGGAAAAGAAAAGGAUGUUUUUCUAGUAUAUUAUCACACAUUCACUGCAUUUGGUUGUGCUAGUUUUUGUGUUCUGGAUGAAAGUUAUACUAUGCUCAAAUUUAGUUAUAUUAAAAUUGUAAUGUCUCUUUGGUUGUAACCAAUUUUAUUUCUAUUUGGUCAAUCUUAAAUAAUGGCAAGUUUACCAGCUUUAUUUCUAUUUGCGUUCAUUAAAAUUGAAAUAGCACAUGUCUAUGUUUCCUUUGUGAAAAUAAUGGCAAGUUUACCAGAUUGGAGGAACUAUUUUCUCUUCGGAUGCGUAAUGUGUAGAUGAAAUCUCUUCUUAAUUGACCACGCUAUUUGAAUGUGGUGGGUUGAUUCUUGGAAAAAUACAUGAAGCAUUUAAAAGACAUUGUGUCUAAAGUCUUUAUAUUGUGCCUAAAGUGCUUGAGAAAUGAAUUCGAAUAAAUCAUUGAUAAUAGCUGACAGAUGAGAGGAUGAAUACAGCUCAUCAUCACUUUUUUUGCUAAAAAUGUUUUGAAGUAGAAAAGGAGAAAUAGAAAAAUACCCCUUCAUUAUUCACUAUUUCAUAUUUAUUGCAAAUAAGUUAAAUUCUAGUUGCAUAUGGAGGGUCUGUGUAAACUUGUCAACUUAUAUUUUUAUAUAAACUAACUUGGUAUGUAUCUAUUUCACAUUUGUUUCAACAUUGAUAAUUUUAUAUUAACUAACUUGGUUUAUGCUACAUAUUAAAAGUAGCAUAAUGUACUUUUUUGUUUCAUGUAAGUCAUUGUUCAAUAGGUUUUGUCCAUUUAAGUGUUAUUUAUCAUAUUUCCUGAAAUAGUUACUGAAGUUCAUUUGGUUAUAGUUAAAAGUGGGAUACAUGGAAGAGUAAAAAUUAAAAACCUCUUCUUUACUUUUUGUGGAAUUAAUUAGUUGCAUUGUUAAGAGGAAAUACAGUUGUAAAAAAAAUUAAUUUACUCGCUUCUUUGGUCUCCGUACAUGCAUAAAUUUAUAUUUUAUGUUCUCAGGCUUGCCAUUUGAUUAAUUGCUCAAUUUCUUCAAUGCCUCAAAAAUAGUUCCGUCAUUAGGGAAAAGUGCUCGUGAUUGAUGUUAUAUGGUUCAAGUACUUUAAGGCUUUGGACAAUGGAGUUUUGUCGAAAAAUAAGCCGGUGGUUCUUAAGGCUAAGCUCGUGUGAAAGAUUGCUUAAAAGAAAAUUAUGGAAGCCGAUGAGGCUGUUUUACUCAUUGUUGUGUUUGUUGUUGUAGUUGUUGUUUUUUUUUUUUUUUUAAAUGUAUUAGGUUUUUA